GGGCCGCAGCGGGGGGACCCCCUACCCGCACCCUGAGAUAUUUUCCGCUCCCGAUCGGCCGUACGCUCCCCAUCCGACGCCUCCGCUGCCGCCGCCGCGGUCGCCGCCCCGGCCGACGGCCGCCUUUUGAGGACGUGGCCCAGGAGGCGGCUUCGCUUUUCCCUGUUCCUCCCCUCCCCUCCACUCCCUUCCCUUCCGUCCAGGUUCUCUCCCCCCUCGGCUCUGGCUUGGCUUGGCUUGGCUCCUGCCUGACCCUUCCUCCGGAGUUAAUGCCUCCGCCUCCGAGUCAGUGCAGCUGCAGCCAGGGCUUGCCGUCUCCGUCCCGCUCCGCGCGGCGUGGGUGGUAGCGCUCCCCGUCCGCGCGCGUGGUGGUUGGGAUGGGCGGAACUGGAGCGGGGGAGUGUGCAGGUUGAGGAGUUGAGGGACCUGUUGUGGCGCGUGUCUCCCUGUCGCCCACAGGUUCUUUUUAUGCCUCCGCGGCCACGGGGGGACGGAUUCCGGAGAGGGAUUUUGCAGCAGUUGAGCUGGUGAGUCGGGGGCGGCGGGGCGCGGGUGCUUUGAUCCACCGGCGCCUGGGCUGCCGUACGUUCUUGUCGCCGUGGCGGCGGUCGCGGCAGCGGCGCAGCUCGGGUGAGUGGUGCCUGCUCCUGCCCGUUCCGGCGCUGGAUUCUGGGUGUUUUGGGCGGCGGUUUGGAGCGAGAACUGCGGGAGAAAUCUUGGCUUCUGGCUGGCCUUGUUCUAGUUCAUCCUGCUUCUGUACGUGGUGUUGAUUCGCAGCGUUUCGCAGGAACGUGGCUGCGUGCUUGUGCGCGUUCCUUGCCUAGCUUGGCGUGAUCCAAUUCUGGUCCCGACUGAAAGGCGGCGUGGUGCGCGCUGCAGAACAUAACUAUACAAGCGUGUGCUUCGUGCUUGCGAAGAAGUUUCUGCAAACAUCAUUCCAAGCUCGUGAGGAAAGUCAAUUUUGUUUUUUUAUAGACUUUGCACUCCAAUCAUGUCGGACUUCGUCGGGAGUAGAUAUGAUAAGCAAGAAGAUUUUCAAGUUCUAUUGAACAAGAAAGACCCUGGAGAAUCACCGAAACACAAGCAUUACCUGUGGAUGGCACACUGGACCAAAGCAAGCAGCAGCGCAGAACCCCAAAAUAACAAUAGCAGCAACCCUUUGGAGGAUAUCAACAAGGCCAGUACUACAAAAGACAGUGAGACUUUGCCUUAUGAAUUCAUGAAAUCAACAGUAGCUGAAAGGCUCAUGAUAGGAGUAAGCCAUGGAAAUGCCUCCGUUCAGCAUGCCCAACAAUUCAAUUCUAGUAUGUGGGGUGUGGCACAUCAUGUUUGCAAUGAAUUGGGAGCAAAGAAUAAUGAGCAGGUUGAUGAGUCUUUUGAAAAAUCUAUGAAGAAGAAUGCUGUGAACUUGCGUGCUAGGGCAGUUGUGUCAGAAACAUAUUCUGUUCACAAGCUUUCAGAAUUACCGUUGAAUUUUCAGAAACUUGGGAACUCGGAGGAUCCAAAUUCAGAUUGGAGCCACUUUCCUAUGUUUGCAAUUAAUCAAAAGAUUGGCAACAUACUCAACCCAAAACGAAGGUCUGCACUUGGUCCUGCAUCACUGAAUCUAAAUAUGUCUACAUCUCAUGUUAUGGCUCUAUCGUCACAGGAAUAUAGGGUGAACUCACAUCAAACUGCUGAUGAGAAUAUGGAAAUGUCCAAACCUGCAGGAGGUUUUGCAUCUCCCAUAGAGGAUCCUGGUGGCCUCAACUCAGAUCCUUCAGGGCAAAAGUUAAAAAGGAAAUUAUUGGAUACAAUGUCAUGUUCUUGCAGCAAGGAUGACAACAACUCAUCAGAUUGUCCAAUAGAUGAGCAGCAUACAAGCCACUAUUUUGCAAAAGCAAAGCAUGAGCUACCCUGUGCAUCUAAUGGAAAGAAGUUCACAUUUGCAGAAAACAAAAACUACCACAGGGUCGCAAGUGCGUUCCACAAUCUGAAGACAAGAAGAUCUUCUGUCCAUAAACAACAAAAUGAUGCAAAGGCCACAUCCUGCACUUCAGUACUUGGUAGAGAGUUUCAGAAUGAACCAAUAACUAUUUCUAACAACAGCAAGAAGGAUGCUGAGAAUUUAAAUGAGACAUAUAGAUCUCAUGACAAGGCUGUUUCAUGUUCUUUGUUACCUUUUGAGCAGCAGCAUCUGAAAAUACAGAGAACGGAAUCUGCAGCAAAUUUGGGAGGCUACAUGUUACCUGGUCAAAUCGCAAACAAGUUGACAGAAAAGAGUAAGAGUAAUGGUGAGCUGCUGACACAUGGACCAAAGUCAAAGGAGAUGCAUACAGGUUCUUGCAACCGACGAGGACCCUGUUUAUUUGAAAAGUUAACAAUUUCUUCCAAGUCACAAAGUGGGUAUCCUAAAAAUUCUGCGUCUUCAGGGAAAUCUAGUGGCUUUGGAGUUUGUAUGUAUGGCACCAAUAUUGGCAGUCAGCUAUUUGGAGCACAGAAUCAAUCUUCAGUUAGGACUGAAACAUUGUACAGCGAUACUCUUAUUCCAUCCAAAUCCUCAGCAGGCAUUGCUUCAUUGUCGGCACAAAAGGACUACGUUUGCCCAGAUGAAGCAAAAAGUGAGCAGCUGGCAACUCCUUCCCAAAGAGGAGAUUCACGAUGCAGUAAAGAUGACGGGUUCCAUAAUGUGAAUGAAAAUCAUGAUGUUUCGUCAAAAGCUACUAUUGCCAGUAAGCCAUCAUGCAUGCCCAGAACAAGAAUCACAAACCUAGAUCUCAUCCUAUCCCAGAUGAGCAGAAUGAGAAAUCAAAUUUCUAGUGGUAUAGUUCAACCACCAAUUGGUGCCGAGCCAAGUGAUAGAUGGCUCAAGCGGCUACAGCUUGAUAUAUCAGAUCCUGACAUCCCUGGUUCCAAGAGGCCAAAAAUUGGAGACAGUCCUCCACUCGGGCAAACAAAUUGUUUGUUUGGCAUGGCUCUUCCUUGCAACAAGAUUGAUGCCGAAAUGAUUGGUCGUGCCAAGGCAGACCAGAGUUUGGAUGAAGGGAAUAACGAACUCCAAGACAAGCGAGGAAGAUCCCCAGUUCCAGCAAAGAGUAUGAGUAGCUGGAUAGGAAGAUGGUGCCAAGGCGGCACUUCUGUUUUUCAUGAAGACCCAUGUCAGGGAAGACAAGCAACAAAACAUGACCAGCCAUCUGAAGAACUUGAAGGACAGUUCCCGAGCAUCGCUGCUAUGGCGAUGAUGGGGCGAGUGAUGAACAAGCUCCGUCCGUGCGAGCAUCAGAAACAGGGGCCAUUUGUGGUUUGGAAGACAGAUUGAUUUUGAAUAUAUUUUCUUGCGUGUAAUUUUCUGGUUCCUUUUUAAAGAAAUGUAAAGCUACUGUGAAUUGUGCCUGAAAUUGGUUCAUCGUUCUGGUCUGCUAUUGUUAUUAAGUGAAACUAGUUUAGCAGGCCAAACAGUAGAUUAUAUUGAUACCAUUAAGAUGAAACUUGUCAAUUGUACCUGAA
Messenger RNA from Panicum hallii, 3486 nucleotides. RefSeq lists its product as uncharacterized. The coding region runs from base 992 to 3298 and encodes 768 amino acids. NCBI's taxonomy places the organism in Eukaryota, Viridiplantae, Streptophyta, Magnoliopsida, Poales, Poaceae. Gene Ontology annotation, biological process: regulation of photomorphogenesis. The transcript is spliced from 4 exons. The record is from RefSeq and is a predicted model, not a curated record.